This is a messenger RNA of Owenia fusiformis, 1096 nucleotides long. The record is from the annotation of a GenBank genome assembly. NCBI's taxonomy places the organism in Eukaryota, Metazoa, Annelida, Polychaeta, Sabellida, Oweniidae.
GCUUGUCGCAAGCUGUGAUAUGCUCGGAAUAAUCUGCAUGCCAAAAUGCAAAGAAUUGUUGUCCAGGAUAAAAUAUGAAGAUGUCUGCCUUGGGAACAUGGAUGUAGUCGACUCGGUAAAAAUGUACACAAAAGAUGUACCUGGCAUGGACUACUUCUGGCAAGGCUUUAGGUCCUGUGAUGCCGAAAUACUAAAUGGAGAUACUACUCCAACCGAUGGGCCUACAUGCGACAACUUGAUGACAUAUAUGAAUGAAUCGAUGAUGGCUAUUGGUCAGCAACUGGGUAGCAUCUGUGAUGUAUCAGCUGCAACUUGCAACCCAAAUUGCAAAGAAUACAUAGCACAGAUCAGGCGUGAAGAUGGUUGCCUAGGAAACGCAGGAAUGAUUGCUUUAAUGAAAGUCCACACUUCAACUGUUCCCAUGAUGGAUUCUUUCUGGCGAGCUUAUCAUUCGUGUGAUGGCGAGCUAGGAAAGUUGGAAACGUUGGGAAACCUUCAAGUUUCGGCCCCUCGAUGUGAGAACCUUUGGACAUAUAUGAACCAAUCGUUAGAAGGUAUUGGUGAACGAAUAACCACCGAUAGUUGUGAUGUUAUGGGAGAAGCUUGCUACCCAAAAUGCAAAGAAAUGAUUCAAGAGAUCAAACGUGACGAUGGUUGUCUGGGAAAUUCAGAUUUGGUUAUGGUGAUGAAAAUUGUUGCUGCGGGAGAACCUAACAUGCCCUACUUUUGGAAUGCGUUUGAGUCGUGUGACGCAGAAAUAGCAAUGGAUAACGCUAUAGUAGGUAUGUAACCAGUUGGUUGUUCUGACACUUUACAUUACAAUCAAGUAUAGAUAUUGCCAAAUUGAAUAUGCUACCUGUUUUCAUUUCAUUUUGCACUGUUGAGUUUCUUUUAUUUAAUGAGCUGAGGUACAAUUUCUAAAAUAAAAGAAAAUGCUUUGUUAUGUUUGUCGUUGUUUUUAUAUCGUAUUUAGUUGAUUUUCCAAAACUUUUGCGAAUCGUUGGGAACAUUAAAUCAUGUCCCACUACUACUUAUGAGGUCAGAAUCGUCAUCAGAUCAUGUUGCUAGUGACAAAUGUGUAUAGUUACGAGUACCA